AUGAGAUAUCAAAUAGUGUACUUGCUAUUGUUGGUAUGCCUUAUAUUUGCUCCGGGUAUUGGUGCCCUAAAAUUAUCGACGCAAUUUGAAGCUAUUUAUCAAUUUGGCGACUCUCUCAAUGAUAAUGGCAACUAUGUUCGCCUACCCGGUGGGGUAAAGUGCGCAUAUACAAAACUGCCUUACGGUGAGACUAUAAAAACACCAACAGGCCGAGCUUCCGAUGGGCUCAUCAUUUCGGACUUUAUUGCAACGUACUUCAAUCUACCCCAAAUGAACCCGUAUUUGGCCAGCGGAAGCGAUUUCAGCCACGGAAUCAAUUUCGCAGUGGUUGGUGCUACUGCUACUGGUGACGAGCAACGCAAUUCCUUGGCUAAACAACUUAAGUGGUUUAAAUCUUACCUUAACUCAUCUUUCUCUACUCCAACAGCAAUUAAAGAAAAGCUACAAAAAUCACUUGUUCUUAUGGGAGAAAUUGGAGGCAAUGAUUUCAAUGGUCCUUUCUCUCAACGUAAACCAAUUUCUGAAGUAUCUGCCCUAAUUCCUAAAGUUGUCAAUACAAUCAAAGAUGCAAUUCUGGAAGUGAUUGGUGUUGGGGCAACUAAUAUUGUGGUACCUGGAAAUUUUGCAAUUGGAUGUGUGCCUAUUUAUCUGUAUCUAUUCGCUACAAAUGACACAUCAAAGUAUGAUGAACAUCAUUGUUUGAGAGACUACAAUGACUUUGCUACUUCUUAUAAUCAAGAGUUAAUUAAAGCUAUCCAACUAUUACAACAACACCACACAAAUGUAGCCAUUGUCUAUGCAGAUUAUUAUUCAGCAUUAAUAUCUGUUCUUAGCAAUGGCCCACAAUUAGGGUUCGAACAAGAUGGGCUCCAAAAGGCUUGUUGUGGUAAUGGUAAUAAUCCAUACAAUUUUGGUGACAAAGGUUGUGGGAGUCCUGGAUCAACAGUAUGUGAGGACCCAAGCAAAAGAGUAAAUUGGGAUGGAGUUCAUAUGACUCAACAUGGAUACAAAUGUGUUGCAGAUUCUUUGGUAAAACAAUUUGUGCCUUUACUUCAAAAACAACUUCGUAGACUUAAGAGAAAUGAGUUAUCGUAG
Amaranthus tricolor (Joseph's coat) is the source of this 1095-nucleotide messenger RNA. Its product is annotated as acetylajmalan esterase-like. The coding region runs from base 1 to 1095 and encodes 364 amino acids. The record is from RefSeq and is a predicted model, not a curated record. The transcript has 5 exons. NCBI's taxonomy places the organism in Eukaryota, Viridiplantae, Streptophyta, Magnoliopsida, Caryophyllales, Amaranthaceae. Gene Ontology annotation, molecular function: hydrolase activity, acting on ester bonds.